AUGAAUAGAUCUCCAGGAGAAUUCCAGCGCUUCGCCAAAGCGUUCCAGCAACAAUUGUCCAGAGCUCAGCAAGCGGGUAGUGGUAAAGGACCACAGGCGCCAAAAGGUGCGUUUGCUGGUUUAGGAGGUUUGGUAUUGCUCGGAGGUGGUGCCAUGUUGUUGAACGCCUCGCUUUUCAACGUUGAUGGUGGCCACAGGGCUAUCAUUUAUUCGAGAGUGAAUGGGGUUCAGUCCCGAAUUUUCGCGGAAGGAACACAUUUCGCCAUCCCAUGGCUAGAGACUCCCAUUGUGUACGAUGUGCGUGCCAAGCCUCGCAAUGUCGCAUCGUUAACCGGUACCAAGGACUUGCAAAUGGUCAACAUCACCUGCAGAGUGCUUUCGAGACCUAACGUAUCACAGUUGCCCGUUGUGUACCGUACCCUUGGCCAAGACUACGACGAAAGAGUUUUGCCCAGUAUUGUGAACGAAGUCUUGAAAUCCGUGGUUGCUCAAUUCAACGCAUCGCAGCUGAUCACUCAAAGAGAAAAAGUUUCGAGACUGAUCAGAGAGAACCUGAUGCGUCGUGCUUCGAAAUUUAACGUCUUGUUAGACGAUGUUUCCAUCACUUACAUGACCUUUUCGCCCGAAUUCACCUAUGCUGUCGAGGCCAAGCAAAUCGCACAACAGGACGCCCAAAGAGCUGCUUUUGUGGUCGACAAAGCUAGACAAGAGAAGCAGGGUAUGGUUGUCAAGGCGCAAGGUGAAGCCAAGUCAGCUGAGCUGAUUGGUGAAGCUAUCAAAAAGUCCAAGGAUUACGUUGAAUUGAAGAGACUUGAUACUGCUCGUGAGAUCGCCACGAUCUUGAGUCAAUCCCCAAACAAAGUUAUCUUGGAUAACGAGUCGCUGCUCCUAAACACGGUGGCCGAUGCCAGAACCAAAAAAUGA
Molecule: messenger RNA, 924 nt
Organism: Lachancea nothofagi CBS 11611
Lineage: Eukaryota; Fungi; Ascomycota; Saccharomycetes; Saccharomycetales; Saccharomycetaceae
Source: the annotation of a GenBank genome assembly